Molecule: messenger RNA, 633 nt
Organism: Cryphonectria parasitica EP155
Lineage: Eukaryota; Fungi; Ascomycota; Sordariomycetes; Diaporthales; Cryphonectriaceae
Exons: 3
Coding region: 1-633 (210 amino acids)
Biological process (GO): copper ion transmembrane transport
Cellular component (GO): membrane
Molecular function (GO): copper ion transmembrane transporter activity
Source: RefSeq, a predicted model, not a curated record
AUGGACAUGGAAAUGAGCUCAAGGACGUGUAACCAGUCGAUGCUGUGGAACUGGUACACCAUCGACUCGUGUUUCAUUGCAGAGUCAUGGCAUGUCGGCAGCAAUGGCGCCUUCGCGGCCACGUGCAUUGGCACCGUCCUCUUAGUGAUGGUAAUGGAAGCCCUGCGACGCCUCGGUAGAGAGUUUGAUGACUGGAUCCUACGAAGCUUCCAGGCUGGGGCGGCAGCAGCCACCAGCCUCGACCUUUCAUUCCUGACACCAGACCCUCUCGCACAACACCAAAAGAACGACGACGGGUCGACCAAGGCCGCGAGCAAGACCACAAUUACCGCAACGGGUCAGAUGCAGGCAAGCCGAGCGGUUAUGUUUCGUGCAUCGCCGUUGCAGCAGGCUAUCCGAGCUAUCAUCCACGCGAUGUCCCUGGGUGUCGCUUAUCUUGUGAUGCUGCUGGUCAUGAGCUAUAAUGGCUAUGUGAUCAUAUGUGUGAUCAUUGGCGGCGGGCUUGGAAAAUUCUUCUGUGACUGGAUGACAAGGCGAAUCAUUGUGAAGAGCGAAGGAAUGAAAAUAGGGAGUGAUGAGGAGGAGAACACGGCUGUCGGAGGAAUCGAGGAGCCCAGCGUGUGCUGUGGGUAG